AGACGACAAAGUGACCGUGGUAGAAGACAGUGAUGUCAUAUUACCCUGUUCUCUCAGCACCAAGGAGAACAUUGAGUCAAAAGAGUUUCACUGGAAGAAAGUUGCUCAGAAAGAUCCGACCAAUGUGUUAGUGUAUAACGGACGAUUGAUAACAACCUUCAGCAUAAAGAGUUCAAAGGCCGAGUCUCUCACUUUCAAGAUGAACUGAAAUACGGCAACGCCUCCAUAAUCAUCAGAAAUACAACGAUAUCUGACAGUGGAAACUACACCUGUGAUUUUCCUAUUCUUCAGCCACCUCAAACAUUCUACAUUGAGCUUGUUGUUGGUCCAGUUUUAAAAGACAGAAGAAGGGAAAACUCGGGUGUAUCUCUAGAGCCAUCAGUCACGUCACUUGAAGUCACAAAGAACUGGGCGUCUGCAGUGUAAAGUUAAAGGUGCCUCUCCAAAACCUGAAGUAGAGUGGCAGGACAGUGAUGGAAACAAACUUCCUGCUGAGGAGAGACCGGUCUCAAACCCAGGAGGCCCCGACGCGACAUCAUCCUCCUAACUACUGUGACCAAGACCGGAACUAUCGGCUGUGUUGUCACACAGAGAGAAUUCAACCAUCAGACUGCUUCCCAGAUUCACGUAUAUAUCCAAGGUGUGCAAGAUUUUGGGUCUCACCCUUCUUUAUUGCCGGAGAAGACAGCGGCAGCGGCGGCGGCAGCACAUGCAUUGGGUUCUUCCAAUCCUUCAGGACCGUAGGAGCAUUGGCGAGUACCAUCAACUGGUGCAGGAGUUGCGUGUGGACGAUCAUCUGUUCCAGGGUUAUUUCAGGCUCACCAAGGAGCAAUUUGAUAAUCUGCUCUCCUGGGUCAGGCCACAGAUCGCCAAGCGAGAUACUCAGAUGCGCGCAUCUAUAGGGCCAGCUGAGCGUCUGGCUAUUUGUCUUCGAUACCUUUCCACUGGUAACUCAUUCAAAGUAAUUAGUUACGCUUACAGGGUGGGCCGCACCACUGUGGCCAACAUAGUUGGAGAGGUAUGUCAGGCCAUAUGGGACUGCCUGGUGGAUGAGUUCAUGCCCGUACCAACCAAGGAGGACUGGAGUGCCAUCGCUGAUGACUUCUUCCACAAGUGGAAUUUCCCAAACUGCUUGGGUUCCAUCGACGGGAAGCAUGUUGUCAUUCAGGCCCCCUCCAACUCAGGUUCUCUGUACUUCAACUACAAGCACACAUUUUCCAUCGUGUUGCUUGCUAUAGUGGAUGCAGAUUAUUUGUUCCGGGUGGUGGAUGUGGGUAGCUAUGGCCGGAACAGCGACGGUGGGACCCUGAACAACUCCCCAUUUGGUGAGGCCCUGAAGGAUGGCACCUUGGACCUGCCAGAGGACUGCGUUAAUGCUGGAGCUGAACACCGUGGCCGCCUACCACAUGUUUUUGUGGGGGAUGAGGCCUUUCCUCUUCGUAUGAACCUGCUGCGACCCUUCCCCGGCUCAAACCUCACGGUUGACAAGAGGGCAUUCAACUACCGUCUCAGCCGUGCCAAGCUAACAGUGGAGUGCGCCUUUGGUAUCCUCUCCAGCCAGUGGAGGAUGUACAACCCAGCAACCAGAGUCGGCAGUAACAACGCCUGCAGAGCUACCUUCCGAGUCAGGGACACAUUCUCUGAAUAUUUCAAUGCAGAGGGUUCUGUUUACUGGCAACCACAACCACAGCCAUAGUGCAUGAAAACAAAAAAGGCUCUUUUAACUCUUGUGGG
Perca fluviatilis (European perch) is the source of this 1734-nucleotide messenger RNA. RefSeq lists its product as uncharacterized. The transcript is spliced from 5 exons. NCBI's taxonomy places the organism in Eukaryota, Metazoa, Chordata, Actinopteri, Perciformes, Percidae. Bases 710 to 1696 code for a protein of 328 amino acids. The record is from RefSeq and is a predicted model, not a curated record.